This is a messenger RNA of Striga hermonthica, 2130 nucleotides long. NCBI's taxonomy places the organism in Eukaryota, Viridiplantae, Streptophyta, Magnoliopsida, Lamiales, Orobanchaceae. The record is from the annotation of a GenBank genome assembly.
AUGGGGGAAUUGCCGAAGAACACGAUAUCAGUUGUGGACCAGCACCACACCCUUCUAUCAAAGACCAUCGGAGACGAAACAAUAGCUAGGAACUCCAAGGUACAUAGCUAUGGCAAGAGCUUCAAUGGCUUCGCGGCAAAAUUACUUCCUCAUGAAGCAGAAGAAUUAUCGAAAAACGAAGGAGUUAUAUCGGUCUUUCGAAACGAGAUGCUAAAGCUUCAGACAACAAGGUCAUGGGAUUUUCUGGGAAUGCCUCUGAAUGUGAAGAGAAAUGAACAAGUUGAGAGUGAUACUAUAAUUGCCAUGUUAGAUACAGGAAUAUGGACAGAUAACCCAAGCUUCAAUGACGAGGGAUUUGGUCCUCCACCUAAGAAAUGGAAGGGCAAAUGUGACAGUGGCCAAAACUUCACUCGCUGCAACAAGCAAGUAAUCGGGGCCCGUUUUUUCCAAGUGGGCCAGGAGGGUCCGUACGACGAGCCGCCCUCCCCCGUCGACCUCGAAGGCCACGGCACCCACACCGCCUCCACGGCGGCCGGAAUACCCGUCGCCGGCGCCUCCCUGUACGGCAUCGCGGAGGGGACCGCCCGCGGCGGCGCCCCGCGGGCCCGGAUCGCGAGCUACAAGGUGUGCUGGGGCCCGGGAUGCCAGGACGCCGACCUUCUGGCCGGUUUCGACGCGGCCAUCGCCGACGGGGCGGACGUGAUCUCGGUGUCGAUCGGAGGCCGCACGCGCAAGUUCACGGAGGACUCGAUCGCGAUUGGGUCGUUCCACGCGGCCCGGCGGGGGAUCCUCACGGUGUGCGCGGCGGGGAACGACGGGCCCACGUUGGGCCUGGUCGAGAAUGUUGCGCCGUGGGUGCUCACGGUGGCGGCCAGCACCACCGACCGGAAGCUCGUGACAGAUGUGGCUUUGGGCAACGGGAAGAAAAUUCCGGGAGUUGCGCUUAAUACAUAUUCACCAAAGAGACGAUUAUACCCAUUGACAAACGGAGCUCUUGCACGAAACUCUACUAUUAUUCCCUAUGCAAAUGUCAGUGCAUGCGACUUUGGGUCAUUGAACGAAACCUUAAUAAGAGGGAAAAUCGUGUACUGCCAAGGGGCCGGCGGUGAUAACACCGUCCCAUUUUCUGGUGGGGCCGGCACUAUAAUGUCCGAUAACUAUUACUUUUACUUGGAUGUGUCUCGUCCCACAUUCGGCCCAGCAACUUACAUUAGCUAUGACAGUGGAUUAUAUAUCGACAGCUACAUAAAUUCCACAAGAUCGCCGCAAGCUGUUAUAUUCAAAACGAAGAGCGUGAACGUGACUGAUUUCUACGUGGCUCACUUUUCGUCUCGUGGCCCUCAAGACUUGAGUUCGAACCUACUCAAGCCCGAUAUUUCGGCCCCUGGCGUCGACAUACUUGCCGGCUACACGAAAUUCACCUCCCUAUUGGAAUCACCAAGUGAUCAUCGGUUCGUGAACUACACGGUAUUUUCCGGAACUUCGAUGGCUACGCCACAUGUCUCCGGUGCGGCUGCCUAUGUCAAAACCUACCAUCCGAGUUGGUCUCCGGCCGCCAUUAAAUCGGCUCUAAUGACCACAUCAACAUUGUUCAAGGUGAAACCGGUCGAGGCCGAGUUAGCCACUGGCGCGGGCCAACUCAACCCCACACAAGCCCUUCACCCGGGCCUUGUAUACGACAUGGACAUAAUCUACUACGUAAGCUUGCUUUGCAAGCAGGGCUACACGAGCGACGAUAUUAUUCUUUUGACGGGCAGCAAAAGCUACAAUUGCUCGAAAAUCCCACAAGCGAAAGGCGCGGACGGGUUGAAUUAUCCCUCGAUAUAUUAUCAAGUAGAUGAUCCAGAAUCUGGAUUUUCGGAAGUGUACUAUCGAGAGGUGACUAAUGUUGGAUUCGGAAAGUCAACGUACAAGGCAGAAGUCAACUCACCCGAGGGGCUCUCGAUCGAAGUCAACCCCAACGUGCUGAAUUUCGACCGGGCUUAUCAGAAGGCUUCGUUUGCCGUGACUUUGAAAGGGAAGUUGCCGCCAAAAGUGACCUACUUGUCGGGUUCGCUCGUGUGGGAUGACGGCAUGCAUCGUGUUAGGAGUCCGGUUCUCGUUUCGUAUUAUAACUCGUCGGUUUUUUAG